AUGCAAUGUCCUAGAACCAGCACCAAGUCCUUCAAGCAGGCAUUCCUCAAGAACCUCCUCCUCAGCCUCCAGCUACAGGCACACCCGAACACGUCCUUUGGCGGCAGCACUAGCCUCCACGAGAGGAAGCGCGCCGUCAAGUCCUCCGUGGUCGUCGCUAUGGCGACUGCACACGGUGGUGGAGCGAGAUGGCCCAAGGCCAUCUUGGCUCCGGCGUCCAGAGCGUGCAAGGUACAGAUGUGCCGGAGGAUCGUGAGGAGGUGCCGCGGCUGCAAGAGGAGCUACGUUGCGGGGAGGCUCCUGAGGAGGAGGACCAUGGCGCUGAGGGAGGUGAUACCGGGAGGCCGGGACGCCACAGUCGACGAGGCCACCCUUCUCCGUGAGGCCAUGGACUACGCCGUUCACCUGCGUGCUCAGGUCGACGUGCUCCGCCAGCUCUCCGAAGCCGUGAAAAGAUCCAGCUCCAUGGCUCGGCUGUGA
Messenger RNA from Triticum turgidum subsp. durum (durum wheat), 480 nucleotides. The record is from the annotation of a GenBank genome assembly. NCBI's taxonomy places the organism in Eukaryota, Viridiplantae, Streptophyta, Magnoliopsida, Poales, Poaceae.